AGUUUCCAACUAGUUUGCCAUCAUCCAAACCAAAAUAAGAAAACUCGUACUCAAACUUAUUAGUGCCUCCUACACAAAUCAAUUUUGGUUUAUCAUUCCCAGGCAGAAGAAGAAACCAACAUGGCACAAAGCAUUAAUAGUCUUUGGUACUUUGAUAGGUCUUCAAAGUCAUCAUCCAACAUCCUUUCCUUCCACUCCACUGCUGAAUGGAAUGCUCAUUUCAAAGCCACCAAAGAUACUAACAAGCUGAUGGUACUUGAUUUCACAGCUACAUGGUGUGGACCUUGCAAACUAAUGGACCCAGUUAUCCAAGAGUUUGCUGCAAAAUUCACAGAUGUUGAGUUCAUCAAGAUUGAUGUGGAGGAGUUAAUGGAAGUGUCUCAACCACUUCAAGUCCACCAAUUGCCAACAUUCAUACUCGUUAAGAAAGGUAAAGUCACUGAUAGAGUGGUGGGAGUAAGAAAGGAGGAGCUGAAAAGAUCGAUUGAGAAGCACAGAAAAUAGAUGAAUGAUCAUGCAAUUUAAUAAAAUCAGAAAGGCUCAGCAGCACAUUCUGCCUUGACCAAUUCAAGAGAAAAAGAAACUACCAACAACACGGAUUGCAAUAAGUUGGUGUCAUCAUUUUCUUCCAAAGAAGAAAAAUAUGACAUUCUUUACCAUUACAAGUUACAAUGUAAAAUUUCACAUGUACAAGUUGCCCAUGUUUCACAUACAAGGGCAUCCAUUAACAUCUAUCAAUAUUACUGCCUUCUUUUGGUUUAUUUGA
This is a messenger RNA of Cajanus cajan (pigeon pea), 766 nucleotides long. Its product is annotated as thioredoxin H2. The record is from RefSeq and is a predicted model, not a curated record. NCBI's taxonomy places the organism in Eukaryota, Viridiplantae, Streptophyta, Magnoliopsida, Fabales, Fabaceae.